AUGAUGCCUUACCAUCACACCAACGACGCUGGCAGAGGCUUGUCUGUAUCUUGUCCCCCAGCUGCACCGCACUCGUCGUAUCACAACUUCGGCAGCGGCAACAACCGCAGCUGCACCACGCCCAUUCGCGAUGACCUCGGACACACCGCCGGCGGCGCGAGCUCGGCCCUACUCCUCGACGCAUUUUCGUACCCUUACGCCGGCGCCGAGCGCGCAUCCAAGAAGCGCAGCCGCAGCAGCAAGUACGUCGACGAAGGAGUGAGACAGGCCGCCAAGUUGAUGCAGAAAGCACGGAGAAGAGAGCAGAAUCGGAAUGCACAGCGCAGGCUGAGAGAUCGCAAAGAAGAGCAUAUCUUCAAGUUGGAGGGAGAGGUGGCUUCGCUUCGGCGACAGAGCGAGUGGGAUCGAACCGAAAGGCGCGAUUUGGAAGGGAUGGUUCGACGAUUGUUGGACCAGCGGGACGAUUUGCAGCGCAGGUGGGACGCGCUUGGGGCGGCAAGCGCAAGCAACGGCCGAGAGAUGGCGGAGUGGAAUGCUGGCAACAGCACAGUGCGAAGCGCUCCCAAAGCAUCUUGGUAUGGUCGCGGCAAAAGCGGUGGCGGCGUGCUGAACCACGACAACGCCCUAGGCCUUGUCGACGCUGAACACGCCGGCUACCUUUCUGCCAGCAGUCGAUGCAGCAGCACGAGCGAUGUCGACACCAGAGAAAGCGUGGCCGGCACCAGCGCCUCGUCCGCGUCCAUCUCCACGCCGCGCUCCGCACCCGCUUCUGCGUUGCACAGCCCCUUGCCCCAGUACAGCCUCAGCGCCCACCGCGGUCAAAGGCCUUACGUGCCGUUGAUACGCAUGCCCAGCGAUCUGAGCAACGCCUCGUCGCCAACCCAGCUCCACCUGCCGAUGAUCAAGCUCGAACCUCGGCAGCAGCAGCAGCAGCAGCAGCAGCAGUUUGCAGCGCUCCUGACCCCCACCCCGCUGCCGAGCGUCGCUGAUCCGCACUGGAGCUAUUGA
Messenger RNA from Sporisorium graminicola, 1008 nucleotides. RefSeq lists its product as uncharacterized. Gene Ontology annotation, molecular function: DNA-binding transcription factor activity. Bases 1 to 1008 code for a protein of 335 amino acids. Gene Ontology annotation, biological process: regulation of DNA-templated transcription. The record is from RefSeq and is a predicted model, not a curated record. The transcript is spliced from 2 exons. NCBI's taxonomy places the organism in Eukaryota, Fungi, Basidiomycota, Ustilaginomycetes, Ustilaginales, Ustilaginaceae.